Molecule: messenger RNA, 222 nt
Organism: Linum tenue
Lineage: Eukaryota; Viridiplantae; Streptophyta; Magnoliopsida; Malpighiales; Linaceae
Source: the annotation of a GenBank genome assembly
GAACUACCAGUGCCGUUGAAGGACAAGUAUGGAUGCAUCAGCUUGGGCUUGGUUGCUAUUAUGUGCUUCCAUUAUCUCACAAAGAGAGCUGUUAGCUUGUUUUCUCUUCUGUUGGUCUAGUUCUAUUCAAUCGCACGAUAGUUGCCUUCAACGUCCAAAAUUUGCAGACCUAAAUUAUUCAACACUGCAAAAUUAAGAAGGAAGCUUGGAGUUUAUGAAGGU